GCUGAGUCCUUUAGCUCGACUGGUUGCGAGUGUCUCUGUAUGGCAGCCAAAAGGACUCAGCCAAGACCAAACCACAAGUAUAAUGGAGAAAGAGAUGGCUGGGGCGUUCCUGGUUCACAGCACAGAGGACAAGAGCACGACGCUGUCAGUACGCCUUCCUGAUGAUGAACAGGGGGCGCCGCCCGUAUACAACCUGAUGGUCAAACAACACAAGAAAUUGCUCCACUUAAAUGGUUCCUCUCUGGUGUUUGAUGACAUCUUCAAAUUAAUCUCGUUCUACUGUGCCAGCAGGGACAUUCUGGCCAUCCCACUGAGGUUACCCAGCGCUAUUACCACGGCAACUAAGAGAGAGGAGCUGGAGGUCAUCUCUGCUAUGGGUGCAGAUUUCUGGAUGUCCGAUCUGAACCAACCGGCGAAGGACCAGGACCUGGCUUUGGAUCAGAACCACAACAGACUGUACUUGUAUGUCAACCCAGUCACUGUGGAGGAAAGCGCCAACAAAGACCUAAACCACUCCACUAUCUCCAAACUUGAUAUCGUCACCGCCCAAAACCUUACCUCCUCCCUGCAGAAUGGAGAAGUCUCACAGAAGACCAGCACAGAAGUCAAAGGUCAGGCCAAAACCACUCCCACCCAGGACAUUAAAUACAAGCGCCCCCCACCACGACCCCCCAGCCUGGGCUCAGGGUCUGGGAUGGGCCUCCUCUUCUCCUCUCCCCCCUCGCUUCACACUUCACCUCCAGCAGCUGAGAGAAAAGAGGAAGGAAGGGGUGGAGCGGGCGAGAGAGAAGAGAGGAAGUCAAUGUCAACAUCACUCACUCCAUCGAGGCCUCCUGUCCCCCUGCAGAGCCGAGCCGCUCCCUCGCUGCCUCCUGCACCUCUCCGUCGCACCUCCUCCAGGAGAAGCACUGACCGAGAGGUGGGAGAGGGGACGGAGCGAGAGAAGGGACAAAAUCCUGCAAAGAGAACUGAGAGAGAGGAAGGAGGAGAGGAGAAAACGGGAAGUAAAUCAGGUCAGCUGGAUGAGGGGGUUGAACAACAGAACUGUAGCCAACCUCAAGAGAAUGAGGUAAAACAGGACAGAGGAAAGAGAGAGACUGAGGAUGAGAAGGAGGAAAGAGAGGUGAAAAUGGAUACAGAGGAGCAAAAACAAAAAUCCAGCUCCCACUGUGCGCCACUAGUGAAAAAACCGUCCCGUCCAAUCCCUCCGCCAAGGAAGAAACAGUGUCCCCCGGACGCACCUGUGUGCCCCAACCAGGCAGGAGGAGGAUCAGCCAGUCAGACUGCUGGGAUGAGAGUGCCUCCUCCCUCACCGGCGAGGCGUCCAGAUGUGUCUCUGUACUCGCCACAGGGGGGUACUGUGCUGGUGACCGAUCCAGACUCCUGCUCUACCAGCAGCACGGAGGAAGACGGAGAGCCGAACCAGGAACAGGAGCAAAACCAAAAUCGCCCUGCAGAAAGCCGCAGCCCCAAGGCAGCGGUGAGGAGAACCCCCACCACUGUUAUGUUGGACCGAGCUUGCUACCGCCUGUCCACCGUCAUCACCGGCCUCAUCAGCCACGACCGCCGCCUCACACAGCGCCUCGUGGAGCUGGCCAGGGACCCUCUGAGCUACUUCGGUAACUUGGUAAAAGAGCACCGCGCGUUCACCUUGGAGACCAUGUUGAAGCACUCCUCCUCCACGGAGCUGUUACAGGAGAUCAGACAAAUGAUGACUCAGCUGAAGAGUUACCUGCUGCAGAGCACGGAGCUGCGAGCCAUGUUGGAGCCACAGCAUCAGUAUGCACAAGAUAAACUGGAGAGCAUAGCAGAAGCUGCUCUGUGUAAGAGCGUACUGAAGCCACUGAGGGAGCCAAUUUACCAGAGUCUGGAGAAGCUGCACACCAACGACGGCAGCCUGAAACAGCUGGCCCAGAACCAGUCUGGCGUCCUAGGCAGCACCACCACGGCGUUGGGGAUAACCACUGCCAUCCCCGAGGCCUCUGCUAUGGAGAAGAUCAGCAUCAAACUGAACAACCUCCAUCUGGAGUAUUCUCCCCAGAAAAAGAUUGAGCUCAUGCUGAAGGCCUGCAAGCUCAUCUACGACUCCAUGUCUGUCAGCAGUCCAGGGCGGGCCCACGGCGCUGAUGACUUCCUGCCUGUAAUGAUGUAUGUCCUGGCUAGAUCCAAUCUGUCCGCGCUGCAGCUGGACGUUGAAUACAUGAUGGAGUUGAUGGACCCAUCGUUGGCACUAGGAGAAGGUUCCUAUUAUCUGACCACCACCUACGGUGCUCUGGAGCACAUCAAGACUUUUGACCAGCAGAGGUCAGCAACACGGCAGCUCAGCAGAGAGGUUCAGGACUCCAUCCACCGCUGGGAGAGACGACGCACACUCAACCAGGAACGCAUGGCCCAAGGAUCUGUGCGGGACUUUCUGACGGUGUGUUGUCCAGAGAUGGGAGGCAGUCCAAAAACUCUGGGUGUCCUCCCCACCACCACGAUGCAGCAGCUAGCUGAGCAGUGUGCCGCACGCUUCGAACAAGACUCCUACAUGCUCAGUGUGUACAUGGAUGGUGUUCACCAGCCCCUGGCUCCCACAGAGCUGGCCCUCAGUGUGAAGAACGGUUCCCAACCCGGAGCCUACUGCUUUGUCUACCACCCUGUUGACCAACCCGUCGAGCAGCCCCAGCCUGGACGUAGCUGCCCCACUGACCUGCCUCCAGCUCCCCCCGCAGAAAGCUUUUUCCCAGCUGACUUUGCAGCUGUGGACACCGUAGAGCCAGAGGCGCAAGAGGAGGAGGAAAGUCUGAUUAGCUUGUAGCCGCUCCAGCAUCACAGGGGCAGCAGCUUUAUUGCCAUGAUGCACCACCAAACAGAGCAGCGGCCGACUAAAAUGACACAAAGACAAAAGAGAUGACUGACAUCUCAACAUGGGGUCUGGAACCCCAGGGACUGCAGGAGGAAAUGAUUUUAUAGAAUGUUAAAAAUGCAUGUUAUUCUAACAUGCGCAUAUAUGAUCAUGUUUCUACUGUUUCUACUCUACGAUACUCGAUGCUACUCUCUACUAUGCUCAAGCCUGUCUACAGGGGUGGACUGCACGUUACUGAUUAUUGGUUCAGAAAUUGGUUCUGUAACUUCUGUUGUGGGGGGUGUUACAGUAGCAGCUUUAUGGACAAAAACUUUUAAUGUCAUUCCCAAAUAUCCAGCAAGCAUCAUCAAGUGUCAUAUCACAUGUGUCUGUAUACUAAUACGGAUUGAAUUGUAAAUAAACUGGCUUUUACAAUUUUCCAAUGAUGUUUCUUGUUUAAGUUGACAUUUCUAGACUAAAGGAGUACUCAACAAUGUUUCUUCAGUGUAUAAUAUCUCAGAAAGGGUUCCAAUAUCAAAUAACAAUUCACAAAUGCUAGAUCAGUUACAAAGCCAUUAAUAAAACCAACUUCUGGGUUGGUCUUCCUACACACUGGGGCGUUUAUGAAAAAUCAUCCAACCAAAUGAGACUUUAGGCGACUAGCUAGCCCCACCGGUCAUGUAAAACCGCGUUUGUUGAUCGUAGUAGCUAACAGGGCAAUACGGACAGAGACCAAGAUGUGCGUUUGGAUAUCUGUGGGCAAAAACUUUGUUUUCAUUUCUAAAUCAAUGUGCCUGAGGUCUGAUUCAUUCAAGGGAAACUUUUCAAACGGCUCUGUGUCACUGCAGAGCAGGCAGCACAGCAGAUGAACGUCAG
This is a messenger RNA of Anarrhichthys ocellatus (wolf-eel), 3703 nucleotides long. RefSeq names its product Ras and Rab interactor 3 (gene rin3). Gene Ontology annotation, molecular function: small GTPase binding; guanyl-nucleotide exchange factor activity. Lineage: Eukaryota; Metazoa; Chordata; Actinopteri; Perciformes; Anarhichadidae. The record is from RefSeq and is a predicted model, not a curated record. Gene Ontology annotation, cellular component: endocytic vesicle; cytosol. Gene Ontology annotation, biological process: vesicle-mediated transport. The transcript is spliced from 14 exons. Bases 83 to 2800 code for a protein of 905 amino acids.